Messenger RNA from Calliphora vicina (urban bluebottle blowfly), 833 nucleotides. RefSeq lists its product as uncharacterized. Bases 149 to 553 code for a protein of 134 amino acids. The transcript has a single exon. The record is from RefSeq and is a predicted model, not a curated record. Lineage: Eukaryota; Metazoa; Arthropoda; Insecta; Diptera; Calliphoridae.
CUCUGAACACAGCUUUCAAAACAACAGUCUAGAUUUGAAACUUAAACGAAACGGUUGCAAAAUAAUUUUGUAAUAGAAAAUAAACAGUGGAAUUGUGAAAGAAAUUGUGUUGAAUUUAAAAAGUAAAUACUAAACAUAAAAACUGAAAAUGCCUUUAAGAAAGAAAGAUGAUUACAUACCCAUUAAGUGUGAGGGCUGGAAUGGUAAAUUCCAUUAUCCACCCGGUUCCACUAAUAAUGUAUCAAAAGUACGCCGUUACAAUCAAAACAUCACCGAUACCCAAAACUUCUAUGGCUACACCAGUGAACCCACUAUUUUACCACCCGUGUGGGAUGGCACUUUCAAGAAAAGCGGUGAAGUUAUAAUGCAACAAGAACGUAAUCGUUCGGAUGAUUCGGAAUACUUUCAGUACAAUACUGAGCCCACCAUUUUACCCACCUCGUGGAAUGGUGAAUUUCAGCAAGAUCCCAAUGAUGUGCGCAUUUUGCCUGAAAGGAAUUUCUCUGAUGUUCGUGAUUAUGCUGAAGCUCAUCGUUUUAAGCGUGUGAAUUAAUUUUGGAGAGAAAUGGUGUAAUUUGGAGCUAAAACAUUUUUACAAAUUCAUAAAUAACAACUACAACUACUAUGCUAAGGAAUUCUUUAAAUUAAAACAUGUUUCUUUAUUGUUUUUGUUUAAAUCAUUAGAUUAUUAUUAGAUUUUAAUCUAACAUGACGUAGUUUUAAGACUAAUUAUUUAUUUUUUUAUGUUUAAAUUAUAAAAAGACGCAAAAAAAGUUUAAUACCACAUAUUAUGUAAUAAAUUUAACAAUUAAAUUUGUUUAUUUAAAUUUAAA